Molecule: messenger RNA, 603 nt
Organism: Rotaria sp. Silwood1
Lineage: Eukaryota; Metazoa; Rotifera; Eurotatoria; Philodinida; Philodinidae
Source: the annotation of a GenBank genome assembly
AUGCUGGUAUAUCCACAUAUACAAUUGUCAUUAGGUGCGAAAGGAAUUCCAUCUUAUCCGAAUUGGAAAUAUCGUUUACCAACAACAUUUGAAUUAGCUGAACAAGAACAGGCAUUAUUAAGUAUAACUAUAAAAGAAGGUCUUAAUUCUGUACCAACAACACAAAAAGACAAAAACAAUUCUACUAUACUUUUAUCACCAAGUCUAUUAUUUUACAUUGUUGUUGUCGAUUCAGCUGCAUUAAAAAUGAUAUCCCAAUUAUCUCAAGUUAUACCAGGAAAAUCUCAUGUACAAUUUCCAAUAACAUUUGAACCAACACAAAUUGGUCUUUAUCAACUUUCAUUAUUAUAUAUAAUUAAUAAUUUUUAUCAACAUUAUGUUAAAGUUAUAAUUGAUGUUUAUUUACCAACUGUACAAUUAUCAACAGACAAACUUCUUAUACGUUCAUUACCACAUAUUUUAGCUGAAGAUUCAUUUCGAAAAGUUGUUCAUUUAUAUAAUCCAUUAAAUGCACCGGCGAAAUUUCGUUGGAUACCAAUUAUUGGCUCAAAAGGAACAACAUUUUCAAUUCGUCCAGCAACAGGUCCUUACAGUUUAUUUUAA